Molecule: messenger RNA, 1474 nt
Organism: Aspergillus pseudotamarii
Lineage: Eukaryota; Fungi; Ascomycota; Eurotiomycetes; Eurotiales; Aspergillaceae
Product: WD40 repeat domain-containing protein
Exons: 5
Coding region: 374-1435 (353 amino acids)
Biological process (GO): G protein-coupled receptor signaling pathway
Cellular component (GO): cytoplasm; heterotrimeric G-protein complex
Molecular function (GO): protein binding; signaling receptor complex adaptor activity
Source: RefSeq, a predicted model, not a curated record
CAUCCACAUAAGCAGUUUUCUUUUCCCCCUGCAGUCAAGACCAAAAAUUCCCCCGGGGCGAAAGUUUCCUGCUUUUUCGCUCGGUCGCUUCCGCCGGACUCGCUCCACAUCCAAUCAAACCCCCUCUUUCGCUCUUCGCUCUCCCUCACCCUUCUUCCUUCAGCUUUCACCUACCGCCCUCUUCCCGCGUCCCCUCUCCCCGAAUCCUUCUACACUCGCUCCCAGUCCCCUGGAUAUUACCCAAACGCCUGUCGCUGUCGACUCUUCUCACUCCCCCCUUUUUCUUUCUAUAUUCUCCGCUCGCUCCCCCAUUCCGAUCACGCCCACCUGUAUCAAUUGACUAUCACCCUCUCCAGGGGCUUGCUCCGUCAAGAUGGCAGCCGAUAUGAGCGGCGAGCAGAUGCAGGCAAAGAUCACCGCGGCCCGGCGCGAAGCUGAAGGCUUGAAGGAUAGGAUCAAGCGCAGAAAGGAUGAGCUGGCUGAUACCACUCUCCGUCAAGUGGCGCAAAACCAAACUGACACUUUGCCUCGCAUCGGAAUGAAACCCCGUCGGACACUCAAGGGCCAUCUCGCCAAAAUCUACGCUAUGCACUGGUCGACCGACCGACGUCAUCUCGUAUCUGCUUCGCAAGAUGGAAAGCUCAUCAUCUGGGAUGCCUACACUACGAAUAAAGUCCAUGCAAUCCCAUUGAGGUCAUCGUGGGUCAUGACCUGCGCCUAUGCCCCGAGUGGAAACUACGUUGCGUGUGGUGGUCUAGACAACAUCUGCUCAAUCUACAACCUCUCUUCGCGUGAAGGUCCUACUCGUGUUGCGCGCGAGCUGUCCGGACACUCGGGAUACCUCUCCUGCUGCCGCUUCAUCAACGAUCGCCGUAUUAUCACCUCGUCCGGAGACAUGACUUGCAUGCUAUGGGAUAUUGAAUCGGGCUCGAAAGUGACUGAAUUCGCCGACCACCUGGGCGACGUCAUGUCGAUCAGCAUUAACCCUACCAACCAGAAUAUUUUCGUCUCGGGCGCCUGUGAUGCUUUCGCGAAGCUUUGGGAUAUUCGUACCGGAAAGGCCGUUCAGACUUUCGCUGGACACGAAUCGGACAUCAACGCUAUCCAAUUCUUCCCCGACGGAAAUGCAUUCGGCACUGGUUCCGAUGAUACGUCCUGCCGUCUCUUUGAUAUUCGCGCGGAUCGUGAGCUCAACAUUUAUCAGAGCGACCAAAUAUUGUGUGGUAUCACAUCCGUUGCUUUCUCCGUCUCUGGAAGACUGCUUUUCGCUGGUUAUGACGAUUUUGAAUGCAAGGUGUGGGAUGUCCUCCGGGGCGACAAAGUUGGCUCUCUUAGCGGUCACGAAAACCGGGUCAGCUGUCUUGGAGUCAGCAACGACGGCAUUAGUCUGUGCACAGGCUCCUGGGAUUCUCUGCUUAAGGUCUGGGCCUGGUAGAAGCCGAGAACUCCGAAGCAAAAAAAAAAAAAAAAAAAA